AUGGCCAAGGAACUGUACAAAUAUUUGAUUAAUUAUUUCUCUCAGUUGGAGAAAGUAGAUUGUAAAUGGAAGGAGUUAUCUGAAGAAGCCAAACGACCCCUACAUGCUUUGAAGAAUCAAUCAGAGCAACUCCGGCUUGUUAUAAGCGAGGAAGUCAAUGAUGCAGAACUCUGCAAGAUAGACGAGCUACGUGAGAGAUUAAUUUUUAAAAUCCUUAUGGGAAUUGACGACGAACUUGGAUUACUUUUGGACAUCUUAAUGCGUUUCAAUAAUACUAAUCAAGACCUGAAAAAUCGUUUAAAAAAUCUGGAAGAUGCACGAAGCAAAGUUUCAUUAAACGACGAAACAAUAAAGGAAUUAAUCGAUGGUACACCUUAUACACCAAGAUUAAAUUUGCUCCUAGAAUGGGCUACUGAAGCUUUCAAUUACUACCAUGAAUUAUAUCUUCAAAUCCAGGGAAACAUGAAAAAAUUUAAUUAUAAAGACGAGGAAACGAUAGAAAAUUUAACGAAGUCUUUUGUUGAGGACAGGUUUAAAAGGGCGCGGAUCGAUCGAAUACUCGCCUUCACACAAUUCAUGAUACAGUAA
This is a messenger RNA of Habropoda laboriosa, 588 nucleotides long. RefSeq lists its product as uncharacterized. Gene Ontology annotation, cellular component: nucleus; cytoplasm. The record is from RefSeq and is a predicted model, not a curated record. The transcript is spliced from 5 exons. The coding region runs from base 1 to 588 and encodes 195 amino acids. Lineage: Eukaryota; Metazoa; Arthropoda; Insecta; Hymenoptera; Apidae.